CUGCUAUCACCAGCGCGCUGUUUGGAAAUGAGGCGGCCAAUGAAAAAGCAGUCAUUUAAGCUGAAAAUGCAAAACAAUUCUGUACAGCUCUGCAUGAGGGAAGAAAGCCACUAUUUUAUGAAAUCGCAUCACAAAAGCAAUGGUAUCUGAUUACACUCGCUUGGAAAUUUUGUUCCGCGCAUGAAUAUUAGCGAUAUUGUCUUUAUUUGCGCGUAAAUGUAAGUUAGACUGUAUGACUUAAGAUAUUUCGAAACCUGGACUGGUUUGACCUAAUAUUUCAUAGAGCCUUUUUUAAGAAAGCCGUCGAAAGAAGAAAGAUGAGUUCAUAUUUCGUCAAUUCUAUCUUUAGCAAAUUCAAAGGAAGCGACUCCCUGCGUCCAAACUACUACGAGUGUUCUGGGUACACACAGGAGCUUGCAGGCAGACCGUCUGUGUUGUACGGACACAGUACUGGAGCUACAUUUCAACACACAGCCCAGCUUCCAGAGUUUUAUCACCACGGAACCUCUACAUUCUCCCAUGCACCAUACCAGCACAGCCAGUAUCACGGAGAGCCAACCGCAAACCUUUUUGCACAGGACGCUCUACAGAGACAGACUUUUUUCGGUACACAAGAUACGGAUUUAGCCCAAUUUGGAGACUACUGUGUAAAGGCAAGCUACAUCAGUGAUGAUUUGGAGAGCGCAGAAACGUGCCCAACGCAGCUUUUUCCCUGGAUGCGACCACAAGGUACCGGCCGAAGGAGAGGCAGACAGACGUACAGCCGUUACCAGACGCUCGAGCUGGAGAAGGAGUUCCUGUUUAAUCCCUACCUGAACCGCAAGCGGCGCGUGGAGGUGUCGCGAGCGCUUUGCCUGACCGAACGCCAGGUCAAGAUCUGGUUUCAGAACCGUCGCAUGAAGUGGAAAAAAGAAAACAACAAGGAUAAGUUCCCUAGCAACAGGGCUGAGCAGGAGCAGAUUGAGAAGCAGAAACGCGAAUGCGUCGAUGAUUCAGGAAAACGUACGCCAAGAGAGGGAGACUCAGAGGACGCGUAACUCCGUGAAUUAUAGCUCGAGUUAAGACUUCUUGUGAUUAGCCAUAUAACAUUUCUGUAGUCAGCUAAAAAGAUAAAACAAUGUAAUUUAAGCACUUGUUCUUGUCCUAAGCUUGUCAAGCAAAACAGGAUAUUUCCUUUUCCAUUGGCACUUGGCGUAUAAUAAUGAUAAUAAUAAUCAUGUAAAUAUACAUUACAUAAAUUCCUAUUUCUUUCAUAGAAGCUGAUUGCAUUCUUACCUCUAAAG
This is a messenger RNA of Clarias gariepinus (North African catfish), 1283 nucleotides long. It is a transcript of the gene hoxb8b, whose product is annotated as homeobox B8b. Bases 318 to 1037 code for a protein of 239 amino acids. Gene Ontology annotation, molecular function: RNA polymerase II transcription regulatory region sequence-specific DNA binding; DNA-binding transcription factor activity, RNA polymerase II-specific. The transcript has 2 exons. Gene Ontology annotation, biological process: regulation of transcription by RNA polymerase II. The record is from RefSeq and is a predicted model, not a curated record. NCBI's taxonomy places the organism in Eukaryota, Metazoa, Chordata, Actinopteri, Siluriformes, Clariidae. Gene Ontology annotation, cellular component: nucleus.